AUGCAGUCCUAUCUGCAAUACCGACAGUUGGGCCAUGUCGUCCACAAGCAGCUCGAGAACGCCCCAGAGCAUGAUGCGACCGGUGCCGUGAACGUUGACGCCCCGGUCGGCGCGACGUCGGUGCUCUCGAACCAAGGCCACCGCGCCGACCAAACCACAAAUCCGCUGUCUCAGAAAGCCUCACAUGGCUCUGAAAAGUCCCCUCUGGCUCAGUCCCUUCCCGGCAUUGAGAUCCAAAAACAACUCGAUGCGUCGUCUCCAAACUCACAUAUCUUCGUUGUUGGCUGGGAAGGCGAGAAUGACCCUCUCAAUCCAUAUAACUUCAGCUAUGCUCGGCGAAUGGUGGCAACGCUGCUCGUGACUGCACUGGCUUUCAUCGUCGGUGCGGCCUCAGCCAUUGAGUCUGGAGUUCUGCCCCAGAUUACGGAGGCGUAUGGCGUCAGUGAGGUUGUUGGAUCAUUGGUGACAGGCGUCUAUCUCCUCGGUUUCGCCACCGGCUCGCUGUUCAGUGGACCUCUUUCGGAAAUCCUCGGUCGCAACGCCGUAUACGCCGGUUCCCUUACUCUAUUCAUGAUCUUCAUCAUGGGAUCGGCUCUGGCCCCGAACCUUGGUGCCCAGCUUGCCUUCCGCUUCCUGGCUGGUAUCUUUGGCUGCCCACCUUUGACAUGCGCGGGCGGAACCAUUGCGGACCUGUGGAAUCCACUCGAAAAGACCAUCACCUUCCCCAUAUAUGCCAUAUUAUCAUUCGGUGGACCUGUUCUGGCUCCGGUGAUUGCUUCCUUCAUUGGACAAACAGGUGUUUUGAGUUGGGAGUGGACGGCGUGGAUUAUACUCAUUGCUUCCGGGGCUAUCUUUGUCCUUGUUCUUCUUUUCCAGCCUGAGACAUACGCUCCGCUGCUGUUGAAAUGGAAAGGGAAGCAUCUGCGUCAGAAGACGGGUGAUCCUCGUUUCCGUUCCGCCAUGGAUAUGGACAAGGUCUCGCUGCUUAACCGGAUUGCAGGCGCGUUGAAGCGGCAGUUUCUCAUCACAUUCCACGAGCCCAUUAUCUUGCUGAUCUCUCUUUACAUGACUGUCCUGUACAUUGUCUUGUUUACGUUCUUUGAUGGCUAUGCCGACAUUUUCACUGAGGUCCACGGUCUCUCUCAAGGUCUCACGAAUAUUUCCUGGGUGGCAAUGUAUAUUGGCAUAUCACUUGCUGGGCUUCUGGUUCUUCCAAUCUACCGCUGGACCAAGGGAGAUUUUACCGCAGCUGCGGAGGAGGUCAAUGGUAUAGACCCUGCAUCUGACCGUCAUGCCUUGGAUAAUGUGCACACCAAGCCGGAAGUUCGGCUCUGGUUUGCCAUGUUUGGGGCGCCGCUUAUUCCUAUCAGCCUCUUCUGGAUGGGUUGGACUGACUUUGCUUCUGUCUCAAUUUGGUCACCUAUCGUGGCAUCAAGCUUUUUUGGCUUCGGCUGUAUCUGCAUUUUCAUCAGCUCUUACAUGUACAUCAUCGACUCUUAUGGCAUUUAUGCCGCAUCUGCCCUGGGUUUCAUGACUGUGUCACGAUACUUUGCAGCCGGGGGUAUGACCGUUGUUGGGGUUCCUUUCUAUAAGAACAUGGGUGUCCACUGGACCCUGACGAUCCUGGGAUGUAUCAGCGCGAUCAUGGUUCCCGUGCCAUAUGUGUUCUACCGUUAUGGACCCGUCAUUCGGAAAUGGUCUCGCUAUGCCGCUGCAGAUGAGGUCAAGGGCUCAGUGUGA
Messenger RNA from Penicillium olsonii, 1740 nucleotides. Lineage: Eukaryota; Fungi; Ascomycota; Eurotiomycetes; Eurotiales; Aspergillaceae. The record is from the annotation of a GenBank genome assembly.